This is a messenger RNA of Malaclemys terrapin pileata, 3744 nucleotides long. RefSeq lists its product as uncharacterized. Gene Ontology annotation, cellular component: cytoplasm. The record is from RefSeq and is a predicted model, not a curated record. Gene Ontology annotation, molecular function: zinc ion binding; dCMP deaminase activity. NCBI's taxonomy places the organism in Eukaryota, Metazoa, Chordata, Testudines, Emydidae. Bases 167 to 2893 code for a protein of 908 amino acids. The transcript is spliced from 22 exons. Gene Ontology annotation, biological process: dTMP biosynthetic process; dUMP biosynthetic process.
UGAAAGUAGCUUUUUAGUUUCACUUCUGCUCUUUAAAAGCCUUUUAAAUCUCUGUGAAGCAAAUGCUCUUGGUAAUAGAGAAACAGUGAUAUCAGAUGAAAGGAAGAGGAAGGAAAGAAGAAAUUCUUAAAUAUUUUCCAAAGGAAGAGACUCUUUACAAUCAGACAUGGAACGGGGUUACAAGAUUGCCACACGUUUAGGAAAUAAAAAAGACUUGUGUAUGUUUCUAGCCCUUCAUAUGGAGAAUUCUCCAAUGUGUGUUAGCCCAUCUGAAAAGUUCAAUAAAACUGGGAUUGUUGUGUGUGAGUCAGACAAAAUACACAAAGUGGUAGCAAUGAGCUGCUCCAGAGAAAACUUGCAUGCUGUGCAACAUGUUGUGCUGAACGUUCCCUGUUCUUUGAGUAACUGCACUGUGUAUUUGUCCAGGAAACCCUGCUCCACCUGUACUACAUUUCUCAUUCAAGGAUCAGUUUCUUCAGUCUAUUACUGGCCAAUGUCUCCAGAACUAAAAGGGGAAGAUUCAGCAGUUGAGGAAGAUCUCAAGCAAGUUGACCAAAUGUUCCUCAGAAGUAAUAUAAGUAGCAGUGUUUUUCUACCAAUCACAGACUCUGACACUGUAUUUAAGAUUUCAUCUAGAAUCAAAAUAUACAAGUGCACAGAAUGCAGUUCCCAUUAUGCUGAGGCUGUCCCUAAAGACAUGGAAAAAAAUAGUUCAUUGCUUAAUAUGCAAGGACAUAUAAGGAUAUGUGCAGAGCAGAUGAAGAAUUCAUUGUGUUGCCUUGAUUGUUUACUGCAUUGUCCCCAUGGAAAAUUUGAAAAAAAAGAAAAGAUUGAUGUGGAAAAAAUGCACACACAUGCAUUGCAGCUUUGUUAUCUUUUAGCAGCAAGAUCUGAUGAUCCAGAUCGAGGUGUGGGUUGCAUAUUAUACAAUCAGAAUGGAUAUUUUUUUGGGGCAGGUUAUAAUGGAUACCCUAUUGGUGCAAUAUUUGCAAACCUGCCUUGUGCAGGUAGAGACGUCAAAAAAGAGUCAGGAACAGCAAAAGGACCAGUCCUUAUCCAUGCUGAAGCAAAUGCUCUACUUUUCAGAUCCAGAAAAAAAAUAGAAGAGAAUGAUGUUCUUUAUUGCACGAAACCGCCCUGCUCUGAAUGUCAGAACUAUAUACAGUUUGUGGGCAUAAAGAAAAUUGUUUCCGUACAAGAAUCAUCACAAUCAUCAUCAAACCAACAAGACUCCACAGGUUCUUUAAAGAGCAACUUUGAAUAUUAUCAGUGGAAACCUCAAUAUGCGGAAUGUUCUGCUUCCCCCCUCAGUAAACAAACAGAGAAUUCAGAAAAAAGAGAUGGAGAAGAAACAGAAAGAAAGAAUGAUAAAGGUCCUCCUUCUCGUCUACCAAAUAAAGAAGACUUGUGCAUCUUCUUAGCACUCCAUAUGGAAAAUUCACCAAACUGUCAAGAGCCAAGAUGUAAAUAUGUUGGUAACAAACAAAAAACCUCAAAUAUCUUAAAAUUUUUCAAAACUGGAAUUGUCAUCUGUGAAGCUAACAAACCGAAAAGGAUUAUCACAAUGGACUGCUCCACUGAGGAUCUUCAUGCUGUGCCAAAAGCAUUGUUAAGGUUUCCAAAUGCACUGAGAUGCUGUGAAGUUUACCUGUCUCGAAUGCCUUGCAUCAGUUGUGCAAAACUUUUGAUUCAAGCUCAAAUUUCUCAAGUGUAUUACUGGCCUAAUCUUGAAAUACAAACAACAGAAGUAAAUCUGAACAAAAUUGAAAUGGAAGCUGAACAUGUUGAUAACAUCUUUAGGGAAAGCUAUAUCACUGCAGCAGUCUACAUACCAAUAUUAAAUGCUGAAAUGGUGAAGCGAAGGAUUUUUCCACGAAUAGGAUCAUCUCCAGUUGAGAAGGGCAUCACUCCAAUUACCUCUGUAUAUGAUCAUAAACUAUCACCUAAACUUUUAGAAAUACUUAACCUGGCGCACAUUAAAAAAGAUAAACCAUUCCAAGAAUCAUAUAAAGAUGAUAUUGCUAAAGCAAAGGAAUCUUUUCAGACCCUGGCAGGUGGCAUUGAUACCGAAAUAAAGGAAAAUAAUUUUCAAGAGGAUAAACAUGCCAUUCAAAGACAGCCCAAGUAUACUCAUGCAUUGCAGCUCUGUAACUUACUAGCAGCCAGAAAUGACAGUCCUAAUACUGGAGUGGGGACACUGAUCUACAGGAAAGAAGACAUUGUCGCUGUUGGCUACAAUGGAUUUCCAAAAGGGACAGUGAAUAGUCUGUUUGCACAGAAGGAUGAUGGUAGUUGUGACCAGCAUGCAAUCAUAUGUGCAGAAGCUAAUGCAAUUAUUCUGAGAACUGAGGAUGAUCUGAGUGACACUGAAUUAAUCACCACAUGUGAGCCCUGUAGUGACUGUGAAAACCUAAUUAAAGCAAUGAAGAUAAAGAAAAUCAUUUGGCCUAAUCGAGAUGUAAAAAAGCAACCAGAAGGUGCAACUAACAAUCCAACAGAAGAAGAAAAUAAUCCAAGCACUGAACCGUUUCAAGUAAAAAGCAGCAUCAAAAAACAUUGUGAUGAAAAGAUUUUAGCACUCCAAGCUGAUCGAGAGAAAUGUAAUAGAAAGGAUACUAAAGGAACUUCAGUCUCAGGAGGAAAGGAAGGAAAGACAAUGGAAAUACAGUCACCAGCAGAUGAGGGACAUGCUUCUGGUGAGCAGGCCAUUUUAAAUUCAUCAGAAGCAUCUGCAUCCCACAGAGAUGGCAUAGUGAAAGAAGACAGUGAAAAAACAAAUCCUUUAUUGACUGAGACUGAAUCAGAGCUAGAAACUGAAUCCUUGGACAAGCCAAAAGAGUCACAUAAUGCAGAGGGGCCAUCUGUGAAUGCUGCAGAAGAUGAACCAGUAUAAACAUCAGAACAAUCAGAAGAGUUUUAGGGACAUGGCAACCCCCCCAAAAAUCUCAGAUAGUUCAGUAUCAGGUUAUUAAUCUUGAGAUGCCAGGCACUAUAUGAUGUUAUAAACUUAAAAUAAUAAUGCAUUUUAAUUGUAUAGGUAUCUCUUUCCAUAAGUUUCUAGGCAUCUUAGCAAAAAUAACUGAAAACAUAAUAUAUGACAGUUCCACACAAACGGCUCCAUAAUCUGGUUGGGCAUUUCCCAGGCUGUUGUGUUUGGGAUCCAGUGAGAUGGGCCCUGUGUGCUCUUUAAGUCUCCUGAACAGAGUCCAGACCUUACCCCUGUGACAGUGAAAGCCAACAGACAUACAGAGAAACUUUGCACAGCAUUCUAAGGGUACGUCCACACUACCCGCCGGAUCGGUGGGUAGCGAUCGAUCUAUUGUGGAUCGAUUUAUUGCGUCUCGUCUAGACGCGAUAAAUCGAUCCCCGAACGCGCUCCAUGUCGACUCCGGAACUCCAUCAGGGCGAGAGGCAGAAGCGGAGUCGACGGGGGAGCCGCGGCCAUCAAUCCCGCGCCGUGAGGACGGGAGGUAAGUCGAUCUAAGAUACGUCGACUUCAGCUACGUUAUUGUCGUAGCUGAAGUUGUGUAUCUUAGAUCAGUUCCCCCCCCCCACCCCCAGUGUAGACCAGGCCUAAAACACAAUUACACUUUACUUAGCAACACAAGAGAUACACAGACAACAUAAUAAACACACCUCCGUUUCCUAACCACUCUGGAGAGUUCUUUGGACUUGGGCUUCCUCUGGGCUGUCCAGGAUCCUUCUUCUGCAGCUGAUUGUUUCUUUUUAGAAUCAUUGAGUACU